This is a messenger RNA of Oryzias melastigma (Indian medaka), 2487 nucleotides long. It is a transcript of the gene znf668, whose product is annotated as zinc finger protein 668. NCBI's taxonomy places the organism in Eukaryota, Metazoa, Chordata, Actinopteri, Beloniformes, Adrianichthyidae. Gene Ontology annotation, biological process: regulation of transcription by RNA polymerase II. The record is from RefSeq and is a predicted model, not a curated record. The coding region runs from base 135 to 2066 and encodes 643 amino acids. The transcript is spliced from 2 exons. Gene Ontology annotation, molecular function: DNA-binding transcription factor activity; RNA polymerase II cis-regulatory region sequence-specific DNA binding.
CUCGGCUUCCUCGUCGAUUGCUGUCGUCAUCAUGGUCCUAGAGCCGUCAGCAAACAAAAGCAAUCACCGAGUCUCGCAGUAAAAGCAUUCCAGCUUUGAGGAUCAACUGUUAAUGUCCCAAUUCUGAAUUAAAGAUGAGCUCUCCUCAGCCUGGCAGCCCACCUCUAGCAGAACAAUACACUCCUGUGCAAGAUGAGGAGAACAAGCAGGAGGAGGAGGAUCAGCCUGCUAAAAAACGCGGCAGAGGGAGACCUCCCAAAACCAAACCUCUUUUCAAAUGCUCCACAUGCAGCGAGUCCUUCAAGAGUCUGUCAGCUCUGCAGAGCCAUAAGACCUCAGCGCACACCAAGGAACGUCCACAGCAGCACCACUCCUGCUCCGAGUGCACCAAAACUUUCAUGAGCAAGGCUCAGCUCUCAAAGCACGAGCGCACGCACUCCUCCCAGCGCCCCUUCCAGUGCCCAGAUUGUCACAAGGCUUACAAGACGGCCACAGAGCUGCGAAACCACAGCCGCUCGCAUACCGGGGAAAAACCUUUCGUAUGCACAGAGUGCGGCAAGGCCUUCAUGCAGGCUAUAUGUUUGAGGAUCCACAUGACGCAGCACAGUGGGGAGCGCCCAUACUCGUGUCGGCAGUGCUCCAAGAGCUACCCCACUUUAUCUAAACUGAAGGUGCACGAGCGCUCUCACACCGGAGAAAAGCCGUAUUUCUGUGCCGAGUGCGGCAAGAGCUUCGCCGAUCCGUCUGUGUUCCGAAAACACAGGAGGAACCAUCAGGGGCACCGGCCGUAUGCCUGCGAUGAGUGUGGCAAAACGUACACUGAGCUGAAGGACCUAAAAAACCACGAGCGCUCGCACACCGGAGAAAAGCCCUUCCUGUGCUCAGACUGUGGCAAGGCCUUCUCCCGCUCCUCCUCUCUGGCUUGCCACCAGCGCAUCCACUCUCAGAACAAACCCUACCAGUGCGAGCAGUGUGGGAAGGGCUUCACUCAGCUGUCCUCCUACCAGUCUCAUCUCCGCACUCACUCAGGCGAGAAGCCGUUUCUCUGUCCACAAUGUGGCAAGAUGUUCUCCGACCCCUCCAGUUUCCGCCGACACCAGCGUGCCCACUUGGGUUUCAAACCUUACCCUUGCGACAAGUGCUCCAAGCGCUUUCGGCAGCCCGCCGACCUGGCGGUUCACGAGAGGGUUCACUCCGGAGAGCGGCCGUACAAAUGCCAGAGCUGCGACAAAGCCUUCGUCGCGUCCUGGGACCUGCGGCGCCACAUGCUCGUCCACACCGGCCUGCGGCCUUUCUCGUGCACAGAGUGCGAUAAGUCGUUCGCCGAGCGCUCGAGUCUCAACAAGCACCGGCGCGUGCACUCUGGAGAGAGGCCCUUCAAGUGUGAGGAGUGUCUAAAGUCGUUUGUAGUGUCAUCGAGUCUGCGUAAGCAUGAAAGAACCCACCUCACGGAGCAUUCUGAGCAGCAGCAGGAGGCCGAGGCUGCGUCCACAUCAACCUUCCCCGCCACCACCCUCCCUCAGUUCUCCUGCACCCACUGUGAUGCUACGUUUGGCUCCUGGGAGGAAGUUCAGACUCACGAAAACCUCCACUCCACUUCUCUGUCUAUCACAAAAAUCGUGUCGCUGGCGUCGCACGUGUGCGCGACCUGCCACGCGGAGUACGCACAACUGGCAGACUUGCAGGAGCACGAGAAGCAGCACCCAAAGCCAAGGCCGCACGUCUGCAGCAGCUGCGGCAAGGGCUUCCUCAACAAAUCCGGCCUGCGCAAACACCAGAAGAUCCACUCCACCAGCAAGCCCCACAGCUGCCCCCACUGCGGCAAAGCCUUCCUGUUCGCCGCCUACCUCCGCAAGCACUUACGGACUCACGGCGACGCGGCGCAGCCCGUCUCGGAGCCCGCCUCGCAGCUCAGCGAUCUGAACAUCAUCCACACGGAUCCGCUCCCCUCUCCUCCACCUGCCAGUGAAGCCUCUGCAGCUGAAACCAGCAGCAUGUCCCUCACAGUCCCCGAGCCUGCUUUUCACGCCCUCCCAGACUACCUAGUCAAAGAAGAAGGUCUUUAAAUCUUCACGUUUUGCCAUUUAACCCCCACUGACAUAAAACAAGUGGCCUUGGAUGAUUUCUAAAUGAUUUUUCUGGUUAUAAAACAGCUUUUUUAAAAGUUCACAGGUCAUGUAAAGUGUUUGUGCUUCUUCACUGUGUAAAAAUGGCUAAUACUGUAUUGUUUUUUAAUCUGUUUUGUAUUGUUAAUGUGUCAUUGUCAAUUGCUUACAAAAAUAUAUCCACAUAUAUUCAAACUACCUGUUAACCCAUAACAAGCACUACGUUUUUGCAAAAAGUGAAGUGUAAGUUUUAGAUGUUUGCUGUACUUUUGACGUCAAAGUUCAAUGCAGAGUUUACUGUGUGUUCUGAACAUUUCAAAUAUAUAAUUAAUAUGCUAUUUAAAGAAAAUGUGGCAAUUUUAAUAAACUAAGUUAACGUUGA